AAGGGACGAAAAUAUUUUCAAAACCUAAAGUUACAUAGACACCAUCACAAUAUAGAUGGCGCUAAAUAACAAAAGGGGCCACAUGGCAUACUUACAACCCAGUCUUGUGUUACUGCUGACACUGUCUCUCUCUACCAUCGCAGUAGACCGAGGAAACUUCAAAACAUGUGACCAGAGUGGAUUCUGCAAACGGCAACGAGCUACCGAGCCCAAUAAAUCCCCCUAUGUUGCUGUGCUAAGCUCAAUCAACAUUCAACCCACACAGCUCUCUGUGCAACUUCUUAACAAAAACACAAAUGUGCGUCUCAACCUGCAAGUUAUAGCCAUAAAAGGCAACAUUGCAAGACUAAGAGUGACAGAGACAAAUCCUCUUAAGCCACGCUAUGAGAUUCCAGUGGGUGAUGUUCUUGUGGAUGAGCCUGUCCAACAGGGUUUGGAAGUUCUGUCCAAGGAUUCAAAGAGUGUAACUGUUGGUUUCCUUGACAACAAGAUUGCUAUCCAAUCAGAUCCAUUCAGGAUUGACUUCAUUGUGCGUGGGGAACCAGUCCUCAGUGUAAAUUCUAGGGGUCUAAUGAACUUUGAACACAUAAGGGAGAAAGCUCAACCCCCAGAAAAGGCUGGGGAGGAAGAAGAGAAGAAGGAAGAGCCCAAGGAAGGAGAUGGGGAAGAGCAGGAAGAAGUAUUGGACGAUGAUGAUGACGACGAUGAUGAUGAUGACAAUAAUGAUGAUAAGAAUAAUGAUGCAGAGGGCGAGGAGCCUGGAAUGUGGGAGGAAACAUUCAAAACACACAAAGAUACAAAACCAUUAGGUCCAGAGUCCAUCGGUUUGGAUUUCUCCUUUCCUGGGUUUGAACAUGUGUAUGGUAUACCUGAACAUGCUGACACACUGGCUCUCAAGUCAACCACGUCAACAGAUCCAUACAGACUAUACAACUUGGAUGUAUUUGAGUAUGAGCUGGACAAUCCUAUGGCCCUCUAUGGUGCAGUACCAUAUAUGAUAGCCCACAAUGAGAAGAGAACAGUUGGCUUAUUCUGGUUGAAUGCUGCAGAGAUGUGGGUAGACAUUACAUCAGUCACUGCUGACAAGAAUGUGUUGUCCAAAAUGGUAGACUUUGUUGCCGGGGGAGAUGAGAUGCCCCAGAUUGAUACUCAUUGGUUUGCUGAGAGUGGCAUCAUUGAUGUGUUUGUGCUGCUUGGCCCCAGUGCUAAUGAAGUCUUUAAACAGUAUGCUUCCCUUACUGGAACCACUGCACUUCCACCUCUGUUCUCAUUGGCUUAUCACCAAUCCAGAUGGAACUAUAAUGACCAAGAUGAUGUGAGAAAUGUUGAUGCUGGGUUUGAUGCAAACAAUAUACCAUAUGAUGUCAUCUGGCUGGAUAUUGAACACACUGAUGGAAAAAGAUACUUCACCUGGGACACUGGACGGUUCCCCGAAUCCGCUGAGAUGAUAAAGAACAUUUCCUCCAAGGGUCGUAAAAUGGUGACAAUCAUUGACCCCCACAUCAAACGUGACAGCAACUACAAGAUACAUCAGGAGGCAGAAGCCAAGGGAUAUUACGUCAAGAAUAAAGAUGGAAAUGAUUAUGAUGGCUGGUGCUGGCCAGGUUCCUCCAGUUGGUUGGACUACACCAACCCUGAGAUCAGAGACUACUGGGUUGAGAAGAUGUCCCUUGAAGAAUACCAGGGCUCCACAUUAGAUCUGUAUACCUGGAAUGACAUGAAUGAACCAUCUGUGUUCAAUGGGCCUGAGAUUACCAUGCACAAAGAUGCCCUGCACUUCAACAACUGGGAACAUAGAGAUGUACAUAACAUAUAUGGCAUGUACCAACAAAUGGCUACUGCCCUGGGGCAGGUGAAGAGGUCUCAGGGCAAGUUGAGGCCAUUUGUCUUGUCCAGGGCCUUCUUUGCUGGUACUCAGAGAUGGGGUGCUGUAUGGACUGGAGAUAACACGGGAGAGUGGGGACACUUGAAGGCUAGCAACCCCAUGCUACUGAGUUUGAACCUGGCAGGGAUCACAUUCAGUGGGGCAGAUGUUGGUGGAUUCUUCAAGAACCCAGACACUGAGCUGCUAACCAGGUGGUAUCAGGCUGCAGCUUACCAACCAUUCUUCCGAGCCCACGCUCACAUCGACACUCCACGUCGUGAGCCUUGGUUGAAACCUGCAGAGCACUUAGAUGCCAUACGUGAGGCUAUUAAGGCUCGUUAUGUGCUUCUGCCCUACUGGUACACAUUGUUCUAUCUAUCUGAGACCUCAGGGGCCCCUGUUAUGAGACCUAUGUGGGUGGAGUUCCCUGGAGACAAAUCUGUUUUCUCUAUAGAGGACCAGUAUAUGGUUGGGUCUGGUUUGCUAGUACGCCCAGUGACAGAACAGGGUGCCGUUGGAGUUACUGUAUAUUUCCCGGGCACAGACCAGGUUUACUAUGAUGCUGAUACUUACAAGGCCUUCCCUGGGGGCCAAAACACAUACAUUCCAGUUACUUUAAAUAAGAUUCCAGUAUUUUAUAGAGGAGGCAAUAUAAUUGCCAGAAAAGAGCGUGUGAGACGCUCAUCAAUACUAGGUCGCCUUGACCCAUAUACACUAGUCAUUGCCCUCAAUAAACAGGGCCGAGCUAGUGGUGACCUCUAUAUAGAUGACUAUCAAUCAUUCAGUUAUAAAAAUGGAGAAUUCAUACAUCGAAAAUUUACAUUUGAAAAUAAUAAACUAACUAAUAGUAAUGCUGAUAGCAGUGGCAGCUUUGAGACUGCUUCAUGGCUUGAACGUGUCCGUAUUGUAGGACUCAACAGAAGGCCAUCAAAAAUUCAAAUCACCUCCUCAAGUGGCACAACAGAACUUGAGUUUAAAUAUGACAAUAAUAAUGAUAUGCUCACUAUACGCAAACCUAGUAUCAAUAUAGCUCAAGACUUCACCAUCACCCUGCAGUAGAUGUGCAACACAUAACUGAUAUAUAGAUGCGUUUCUAUAGCAACAGAAUGUUGUUUAAGGGCCAGGUCAAAUGAAUAAUUUUUCUUGAAAUGAUUAAAUCUUAUUGAACAUUAAAGUGACAUUAUUUUUUACUUAAUGAAAUGCAAUGAAACCUCACUUUUUCUCCACCCGCUAUUGUAAUUAAGCCUGCAAAAUGACUUACAAGUUGAGAUUAGAUCUGGCCCUCCAUAUAAAACAGAACAUUAGAUAUUAGGACAUGAAUUUAUGUCAUGGUCUUGUAUUUUCUCUAAGAGAAUUAAAAUUGAUGUAUUGUCUUGAUUUACUCAGUAUUGUCACAUUCACUCAUUGCCAUCAUUUUAUUAUGCACAGUGUACCAUAAUAUAAAUGUUUCACCAAUCAGUGUACAAUAAUCAUUACUACACAUGGUGAAGUCGAUUUGUACAAAUAUGGCAAAGUGUUCAGCGCCAUCUUUUGAUAAGAAAUUAUGAGCCCAAUUGCCAAGUCCACAAAUAUCUGAAGAUAACUAGUCUUGUGUAUUUUUCAAAACUCAGCAUUUUAUCAAUUUAUUUGUACAAGGGCUGUUCAGUUUAUAUGCAUAUUAAGAUAAUCAGCAUAUAUAUGAGAACAAUACUAAACAUGCAUAUUUAUUGAAUGACCCGUAAUAAUGAACAAGUCAAUACAAUAGACUAUCAUAUUGUACACUUGGAGUAUUGAACAAUGUUAGAAUGUCUCAGAAAAUCAUGAAUUACUUUUGACAAAGGGUAUAUAGUGUAUAUAAAAUGCUGAAUGUACUUUAACAUUAUUACAGUUGUAUAAAAUACUUCAGUUUGAUUGACUUUUUCUUAGAAUUGUUUGUAAUUGUUAAGCUAUCAUGUACUUAUAAAACACUGAGGCAUUCUGUUCAUGAUGAAGUACAAAUCAUACAUGAUUAUAGUCAUGUGGAAAUAAUUUGACUUUCUGAUCAGAAAUAAAAGCAAUAUAAUGAAAAAAAUUGCCAUAUAAACUGAAUACUAAUUUGCCAAGUGUAAUUUCCUUUUUUGCCAAAUGGUUGUGAAUGGAGGGUUUGUUUGCAUUCUCUGAAAGAGAAUUCCACAAAAAACGAAUAUCAACUGAGAAAGGUUCUCAUGGCCAAAUAUGGGUACAUGUUUACUAUGCAGAUUUCAGUGCUAUUAAAUAUUAAUUUUUAAAAAAGUAGAAUUGUCUGUUUUCAUGUAUUAAAGUAUGUAUGGUUAAUUGACUAAGAGCUGUUUAUUUGUCAUUCCAAAUAUGGUUGAAAAUAUAAGUUAUUGAAUGAUUUG
This is a messenger RNA of Owenia fusiformis, 4221 nucleotides long. Lineage: Eukaryota; Metazoa; Annelida; Polychaeta; Sabellida; Oweniidae. The record is from the annotation of a GenBank genome assembly.